UGAGUGUGAAACUGUCAUAGUUUGUCAAUUUCUGUAACUGCUGUUGAUCAUUAGUAUUUAUCGAACAUUUUUAUAUAUUUUAUAGUUCAUGCAUCUAUUCAAAACCCUAAAUAAGGGUUUUCCAGUAAUGAAAUAUCACAUAAGACACCUCGGAAGAAAAGUUUCAAAAAUUUGUGCGGAUGUCAACGAGGAAAAAGAACCGCCAGCUCAGAAGACAAAAUCCGAAUUACUGAAAGAUCAGCUGAAGGAGUUUGGAAUAUAUGUGUCAGAAUCCAUUCCUAAGUUUGUACAACAAAUUCAGAUAACUCCUUCGAAUGAACUUGAGAUCAUGGUGGAGCCAGAUGGCAUUCGGUGCAUAUUGCAGUUUUUAAAAGACCAUCACAACUCGCAAUUUGCUUCACUUAUUGAUCUAACGGCUUUAGAUGUGCCAAGUCGUCCGUACAGGUU
Molecule: messenger RNA, 447 nt
Organism: Leptinotarsa decemlineata (Colorado potato beetle)
Lineage: Eukaryota; Metazoa; Arthropoda; Insecta; Coleoptera; Chrysomelidae
Product: NADH dehydrogenase [ubiquinone] iron-sulfur protein 3, mitochondrial
Cellular component (GO): respiratory chain complex I
Molecular function (GO): NADH dehydrogenase (ubiquinone) activity
Source: RefSeq, a predicted model, not a curated record